This is a messenger RNA of Zingiber officinale, 1691 nucleotides long. RefSeq names its product high mobility group B protein 9-like. Gene Ontology annotation, molecular function: DNA binding. The transcript has 7 exons. Bases 218 to 1528 code for a protein of 436 amino acids. Lineage: Eukaryota; Viridiplantae; Streptophyta; Magnoliopsida; Zingiberales; Zingiberaceae. The record is from RefSeq and is a predicted model, not a curated record.
UCAAUCUCUCCCAGUAAUAUUCCAUUCCUCUCCCUCCUUUCUAUGAUUUCGAUCUCGAUCGCCGACUGAAUCAUUCGAUUUGUAGACAGAUUACUGGCUGCUGCGAGCGUCACAUCGCCAUUAGAUUAGAUAAAGAAAAAAAACAAAAAUUAAGGAGAAGUUUGAAAUUGUUAGGUUACUUACUUCCCGGAUUUGAAUUGGUAUCGAGGGGCGAAUCAUGGAGAUGAGUGAUGCUGCUUCUGCUGCCGAAAGGGAAAGGGGUAUUGAGAAGAGGAAGGAGGUAGCGCUGUGUGAUUCCGACGCCCAGCACGCCGCCAGCCAUCGCGCUUACCCUAAGCCAUUGGCCAAGUACGAGAAUGUGGUUGCUGAUCCGGAGUUAUUCAAGGAGACUUUGAUGAAGCUGCAUGCUGAAAUGGGCACAAAGUUUAUGGUUCCAAUUAUAGGAGGAAAGGGCCUUGAUCUGCAUCGUCUAUUUGUUGAAGUAACUUCUCGAGGUGGUAUUGAAAAAGUAGUUUCAGAAAAGAGGUGGAGAGAAGUAACUGCAGCUUUUAGUUUUCCAUCAACAGCAACAAAUGCAUCUUUUAUUCUCCGCAAGUACUAUUUGUCCUUGUUGCAUCAUUAUGAGCAGAUAUAUCUAUUUGGUGCAGAAAGAUGGAACCCUCUCAAUGCUCCUUCAAAUACUCCUGCAUCUUCAGUUGCUUCUCGAAGAUCAUUGGAACCUUUGAAAAUAUAUUCUGAAGCUCAGGCUGCUUCCGGCAAACGGAGAAGAAAUAGUGGCCUUUCCUCGCCAACUUAUACCCCAGUCAUUGGAGUGAUCGACGGAAAAUUUGAGCAUGGAUAUUUUGUGACUGUUACUGUUGGCUCAGAGAAGCUUAAAGGUGUCCUUUAUCAUAUUCCGGAACAAACUGCAGAGCAGGAUCCAUUGGCUUCUAUCAGUGCUGAUGAUGGCAAUUUAAGGAGCCCACACCAGCACGAGCAUCAGCCGAAGCUCAGCUUGCUAGAUCCAAAUCCUUUAAAGCAAGAUAACAGUGGGUACAAUGCCUUCUUUGCCGAGCAGCAUGCUAGGCUUUUGCCACUUCAUCCAGGGCAAGACACUGAAAUCAGUAGAAUCAUCAGUGUUCAGUGGAAUGAGCUUACUGAAACUGAGAGAGCUGUUUUCCAGGAGAGAGGCAUGAAGGACAAGGAGAGGCAUGGAAGUGAGAUGACAUUGUGUGAAAGUUCGAAACCAGGUCCGCUUGUUUGGGACCCAUUGCCGAUGCAGCAGCUUCCUGUCAAACCAGUGGAGGAAGCUGAUGUAAAAUUACAGAAGGCUGGUGGCGACAUGAAAGCAUCUGAUGAGGAUCACUGCAGUUCUGAAGAUAUAGAUUCUGGUGGGGGAAGUUCACAAGUCCACCCAGAAAUUGAGAGCUCGGCGGAUGUCACAACCAUCCUAGGAUCUAUGUGCUCGGUCGAGCCUUCAAAGGAAGGAAACAAGUUCGAGUUGCUUACUAGAGAGGAUGAAAAAUUGAGUGGUGCAGGGUCAUCAUAGUUUGGGUGAAUAUAGAAAAAGAAACCACAGAUCUUAACUCAAAACAUGUUCUGUAACGUUUGAGUAAUUUCAUCUGCUACAUGUUUAUUCAUCUUGUGUUUAUGUUGGUCUCCAAGCCAAUUUCUUCCACAACUCCAGAAACUAUCUUGAAAUUAAAAUAUAU